AUGCCCACCUCUAAAACCAAAACCAUCCUCAUUACCGGCUGUUCCGCCCACGGCAUCGGCGCAGCCUUAGCCCUCACCCUCGCCCGCCAGGGCCAUUUCAUCUUCGCCACAGCCCGCAAUACCACCAAAAUCUCUGAGUCCCUGAGUGCCCUGGAGAACGUGCAGGUCCUCCCCCUGGAUGUGACAGACUCCGCCACCAUCGCUGACGCUGUGCGCGCAGUGAGAGAACAUGGUCGGGGGCUGGAUAUCCUGGUCAACAAUGCCGGGACGGGGUAUACGAUGCCUCUACUAGAGGCGGACUUGGACCGCGCCAAAGCAGUGUAUGAAGCUAAUGUGUGGGGCUUGCUUCGGCUAGUUCAGGCAUGCAGUGACCUGCUGGUUGCAGCCGAGGGGAGGAUUGUUAAUAUGAGUAGUGUGGGGGCAGUGGUCAAUACACCUCGGAUUGGGAUCUAUUCCUCCUCCAAAGCCGCAAUCACCCAGCUGUCCGAGACGCUUCGUCUCGAACUCUCGCCCCUGGGCGUUAGCGUGCUCUGUAUCAUGGCGGGUACUAUUACCACCGACUUCCAUGCAAAUGAGCCGGAAGUCGUCUUGCUGCCGACUUCCCGGUAUGCAGCUAUUGGACAAACCAUUUCGGAUUGGGCGACUGGACAGGCUGGUCCCCAAGGCUGUUCGGCGGAUGAGUUCGCUAACUUGAUUGCCGGCGAUGUUCUGGGAAGCAGUAGUGCUAAUGGGGGGUUGGUGUGGAAAGGCCCGCAUAGUGCCGCUGUUAAGUUUAUGGCGAGGUGGUGUCCGGGGGGGUUGUUGGAUCGCUUGAUGAGUAAUGGGCAGGGGUUGGAUGAGUUGGUGAAGACCACAAACAAGAACUGA
Aspergillus niger is the source of this 867-nucleotide messenger RNA. RefSeq lists its product as uncharacterized. The record is from RefSeq and is a predicted model, not a curated record. Gene Ontology annotation, molecular function: acylglycerone-phosphate reductase (NADP+) activity; triacylglycerol lipase activity. NCBI's taxonomy places the organism in Eukaryota, Fungi, Ascomycota, Eurotiomycetes, Eurotiales, Aspergillaceae. Bases 1 to 867 code for a protein of 288 amino acids. The transcript is spliced from 3 exons. Gene Ontology annotation, biological process: triglyceride catabolic process; phosphatidic acid biosynthetic process. Gene Ontology annotation, cellular component: endoplasmic reticulum; lipid droplet.